This is a messenger RNA of Toxotes jaculatrix (banded archerfish), 2427 nucleotides long. Its product is annotated as protocadherin beta-16-like. Lineage: Eukaryota; Metazoa; Chordata; Actinopteri; Toxotidae. The record is from RefSeq and is a predicted model, not a curated record. Gene Ontology annotation, cellular component: plasma membrane. The transcript has a single exon. Gene Ontology annotation, molecular function: calcium ion binding. Gene Ontology annotation, biological process: homophilic cell-cell adhesion. The coding region runs from base 1 to 2427 and encodes 808 amino acids.
AUGGAACGCGUAGGAUUUUCAAAGCUCGGCCUGGUUACCCUCUUUGUCGUCUGUCUGCUUGCGCUGCAGUCCGUAUGCGCCGAGGUGAGCUAUUCUAUACCAGAAGAGAUGAAACCAGGAACAGUCAUUGGAAAUAUAGCCAAAGAUCUCGGUCUGGAUAUAACUACCCUGUCGAGUCGCAAGGCCCGCAUUGAUUCCGAAGGGAAUAACGAACGAUUUUGUGUUAUGAAUUUGAAGACUGGAGAUCUGAGUGUUACUGAGCGGCUUGACAGAGAGAGUCUUUGUGGCACCAAACCAUCGUGCAUUUUAAUCCAAGAUCUUGUACUCGAGAAUCCAUUGGAAUUAUAUCGUAUAAAUUUCCAUAUUCAGGAUAUAAAUGACAACUCUCCACAAUUUAAACGGGAUUCGAUUCGAAUGGAGAUACGGGAGUCCGCAGAAAAGGGCACUCGUUUCUUAAUAGAGGAGGCACAUGACGCGGACAUUGGCCAAAACUCUGUCCAGAGAUACAUCCUACAAAAGAAUGAACAUUUUAUUCUUAUGACUGAUGCCAACAAAGUUGAACUUGUUCUCGAGAAUAAGCUUGAUCGAGAGAGGCAGCAAGAGAUUGAUUUGCCUCUAACAGCUGUUGAUGGUGGUUCACCACAGAAAUCAGGAACUGUAAUGAUACAUGUCACUGUGCUGGAUGCUAAUGAUAACGCCCCGGUGUUCAGCCAGCCCGUUUAUAAAGCCAGUCUGCCUGAAAACUCUCCUCUUGAUACUGUCGUGGUCACAGUGAGCGCUACUGAUGCAGAUGAAGGAGUGAAUGGUGAUGUAACAUAUGACUUUGGCCACGUUUCCGAGACCGAUGAAAAGCUGUUUUCUAUUGAAAGCAAAACUGGAGAAAUUCGAGUGAUUGGUACCACGGACUUCGAGAAGAAAAAUUCAUUUGAACUGCGAGUCAUGGCAAAAGAUGGUUUGGGAUUAAGUUCUUACGCUAAAGUUUACAUAGACCUAACAGAUGUAAAUGAUAACGCCCCUCUAAUAUAUUUGAAAUCACUGACUAACCCCAUACCUGAGAACGUGUCACCUGGUACAGAGGUGGGCAUCAUCAACGUGCAGGACAGAGACUCUGAGAAUAACAGACAGGUCCGCUGCUCCAUUCAGCAAAAUGUCCCUUUUAAGUUGGUUCCUUCUAUUAAAAACUAUUAUUCUCUGGUGAGCACAGGACAACUGGACCGUGAAGUGGUGUCUGAUUACAACAUUACAAUCACUGCUACUGACGAGGGCUCUCCACCUCUGUCCUCCUCUAAAAGUGUCCAGUUAUCUGUAGCUGACAUCAACGACAACCCACCUGUGUUUGAGGAACAGUCGCACAGCGCAUAUGUGAGUGAGAAUAACAAACCUGGCUCCACUUUAUGUUCCGUUAGUGCUCGAGACCCCGACUGGAGACAAAACGGUACAGUGAUUUAUUCUCUGUUAUCUGGUGAGGUGAACGGUGCCCCGGUGUCCUCCUAUGUGUCAGUGAACGGAGACACGGGGGUGAUCCACGCUGUGAGGUCGUUUGAUUAUGAACAGUUCAGGAGCUUUAAAGUCCAGGUGAUGGCCAGAGACAACGGUUCUCCUCCGCUGAGCAGCAACGUGACCGUCAGUGUGUUCAUAUCGGAUGUGAACGACAACUCUCCUCAGAUACUGUACCCCGCCCCGGAGGGCAACUCCUUCAUGACCGAGCUGGUCCCCAAAGCUGCACACGGAGGUUCUCUGGUGUCCAAAGUGAUAGCGGUGGACGCGGACUCCGGCCAGAACGCCUGGCUGUCCUAUCAUAUAGUCAAAUCGACUGAUCCGGGACUUUUCAGUAUUGGUGUCCACAGCGGAGAGAUCAGGACACAGCGGGACAUUUCUGAAUCUGACAGCAUGAAACAGAACCUUAUUGUGGCAGUGAAAGAUAACGGACAGCCCUCUCUGUCUGCCACCUGUUCCAUGUAUUUACUUAUUUCUGAUAACUUGGCUGAGGUGCCAGAGCUGAAGGAUAUUUCUUAUGAUGAGAAGAAUUCCAAACUGACCUCUUACCUGAUCAUCGCUCUGGUGUCAGUGUCCACCUUUUUCCUGACCUUCAUCAUCAUCAUCCUCGGUGUGAGGUUUUGUCGUAGGAGAAAGCCCAGACUGUUGUUUGACGGAGCAGUGGCCAUCCCCAGCGCUUAUCUCCCUCCUAAUUACGCAGAUGUUGACGGCACAGGAACUUUACGCAGCACGUACAAUUAUGACGCCUACCUGACAACAGGUUCUAGAACCAGUGACUUUAAAUUUGUGACUUCAUACAAUGACAACACACUGCCAGCUGACCAGACUCUGAGGAAAAGUCCAACAGACUUUGCUGAUGCAUUUCAAGAUUCUUUGGAGCCCCUGGAGGUAGGCGCAUGUUCACGUUUUAUGCGUAGUCAAAUCUCUUAA